Glycine soja is the source of this 2546-nucleotide messenger RNA. Its product is annotated as protein INVOLVED IN DE NOVO 2-like. Gene Ontology annotation, biological process: gene silencing by siRNA-directed DNA methylation. NCBI's taxonomy places the organism in Eukaryota, Viridiplantae, Streptophyta, Magnoliopsida, Fabales, Fabaceae. Bases 379 to 2304 code for a protein of 641 amino acids. The record is from RefSeq and is a predicted model, not a curated record. The transcript has 7 exons.
AAGUGUGUCUUUUCUAGAAGCUUCCGAUUCUUCAUUUCGCAGGUCAAUCUCUCUCUGUAUGCUUGGAUUUCUCUCAUGCAUGUGCUCUUCAUUGUGUUUUCUAUCAGCUUGCUUGCAUAUUAGGGCUUUCUGUAAUGUAUGCUUCAAUGUUUCAAUGCUGCUCAAUAUGAAUACUCUAUGGCCCUUUUUCAGUGUGGGAAAGUUGUUGCAUCAUGUUAAUCUGAAUGCUUUGGUUUGUUAUAGCUUUUGCGUCUUUUUUAUUAAUUUAUUUAUUUACUUGCGAUGGUUCCAGGCUCUGUGUGUGUUCAUGCUAGGUUCUUACUACUAUAUUUCCAGUUUCAUAUUUGAAGGAACCUUCUAAUUUCAAGAGAAACUGUAAUGGCUCACAGCAGUUCUGAGAAUGAUACUGAUAUUAGUGAAUCUGAAAUUAGUGAGUAUAAAGAUAAAACUUAUCAAGAGCUGAAAAGUGGAAGUCAGAAAGUGAAAAACUUGGAUGAGACUUUCACUUGUCCCUACUGCCCUAAAAGGAGAAAAAGAGAUGAUUAUUCAUACAAGGAACUCCUUCAACAUGCUUCUGGGGUGGGUCGGAGUAGCUCAAAGAAGAGAAAGGCAAGAGACAAGGCUAAUCAUUUGGCUUUGGUGAAGUAUUUGGAGAAAGAUCUUGUGAGUGUAGAUAUUCCAGCCGAAGUUUCAAAACCGGAAGAUGAAAGUGGUACUUCUGUUAAUUCUGAUGAGCAAUUUGUGUGGCCUUGGAUUGGAAUUGUAGUUAAUAUUCCAACUAGAUUGACAGGAGAUGGACACAGUGUUGGGGAGAGUGGUACCGGGCUGAGGGACGAGUACAAAAGCAGGGGUUUCAAUCCGGUUCGAGUCACUCCUUUGUGGAAUUUCCGGGGUCACUCUGGAAUUGCUCUUGUGGAAUUCAACAAAGACUGGUCAGGCUUGGAUAAUGCGUUGGCAUUUGAAAGGGAAUAUGAAUUAGAUCAUCAUGGGAAAAAGGACUGGUUUGCAAAUUCUGAGCAGAAGUCUGGCCUUUAUGCAUGGGUCGCCCGAGCAGAUGACCACGGAAUGAAAAAUAUCUAUGGAGAACAUCUACAAAAGAUGUGCGAUGUCAAAACCAUAUCUCAACUUAUGGAAGAAGAAGCUCGAAGGCAGGAUAAACUUGUCUCCACUUUGACUAAUGUUAUUCAGGUCAAGAACCAGCACAUAAAAGAGAUUGAAGUGAAAUGCCAUGAGACUACGCAUAAAAUGGACCUUGCUAUGAUGGAAAAAGAUAAACUUAUUCAAGCUUAUAAUGCAGAGAUAAAGAAAAUACAGUCAAGUGCCACGGAUCACCUCAAGAAGAUUUUUACUGAUCAUGAAAAGCUUAAAUUGCAACUGAAAUCUCAGAAAAACGAGCUUGAGCUGCGGAAAGUUGAAUUGGAAAAACGUGAGGCACAUAAUGAAAGUGAAAGAAAAAAGUUGACAAAAGAAAUCAUGGAGAAUGCAAUGAAAAAUAGCUCUCUUCAGAUGGCUACUCUGGAGCAAAAGAAAGCUGAUGAAAAUGUUAUGAAACUGGCUGAAGAUCAAAAGAGACAAAAAGAACAACUUCAUGCUAAAAUCAUUCAGCUUCAAAAACAACUUGAUAAGAAACAAGAGCUUGAGUUGGAGAUUCAGCAAUUAAAAGGAUCAUUAAAUGUGUUGAAGCACAUGGAUGAUUAUGAAGAUGCAGAAGUUCUGAAGAAGGUAGAUACUUUACAAAAGGAUUUAAGAGACAAGGAACAGUCACUCCAAGACUUAGAUGAAUUGAACCAAGCACUAAUCAUUAAAGAGCGUGAGAGUAAUGAUGAGCUGCAGGAAGCUAGACAAGCAUUGGUUGAUGGUAUUAAAGAGCUAUCAUCUCAUGGCAAUAUUUGUUUGAAGAGAAUGGGGGAACUGGACACUAGACCAUUCCUUGAAGCAAUGAAGAAAAGAUAUAAUGAGGAGGAAGCUGAAGAGAGAACUGCAGAUAUGUGCUCAUUGUGGGAAGAGCUUCUAAGGAACCCAGAUUGGCAUCCAUUCAAAGUUAUCAUGGUUGAAGGGAAAGAAAAGGAAAUCAUUAGAGAUGACGAUGAAAAGCUGAAUGAGUUGAAAAAUGACUUGGGUGAAGGGGCAUAUAAAGCAGUGGUACAAGCAUUGUUAGAGAUAAAUGAACAUAAUCCUAGUGGGCGAUACUUAACCUCCGUAGUAUGGAACUAUAAAGAAAAAAGGAGAGCAACGCUGAAAGAAGGAGUACAUUUUCUGUUGAAUCAAUGGAUAGUUCGUAAACGCAAGAGAGGAAUGACCUGAAGCUUUGUGGAUAAUAACUGUGAUAGGUUACUGCAUUUGUCUUUUGAACUUUAUAGCUAUAGGUAAAUCUUAGAAAGAAAAAGAUUUUAAAAGCUAUUAGUAUAUGUAGUUAUAAGUGUUAAUGGAUUUUAACAACCACCUAGAAGUUAGCCUUUGUAUACUCUGGUGUGGAAGAAGACAUUGAAGUUAUACUUGUAUGACCUAUCAAAUUGGCUUUAAUUUUAGCAUGUUACUUUGAGUAA